UACUGAACACGGAGCAGGGCACAGAGGAUUGGAUGUGGCAUUUAAUUCUAGUUAUGAUGAUGGUACUUUCCCUUUAAAUCAUUUCCUCUUGCACCUGUUUUAAAAAAGUCCCAAUACAUUAUUCAUGAGGAGAAUCACACAAAGCCUGUAAUUAGCCAGGCAUGUGCCUUUCAGACCUAUGGUUAGACAUUCCCAGUUGACCUAGAUGUGAAGCUCUUGCACGGUAAAGAUUCAAUAUUCUUAACAUAUACAGUAAUGCUUUGGAAUCUGGCAUUCCUAGUAUUCUCUUCCCUCUGGAGUUUCUCCUUCCCCUGUGACAAAAAACAUGCAGUAGCUCGGCAACAAGGGGACAUUAUGAUUGGAGGGAUCUUUCCUAUUCAUGAGGAUGGCAUUUUCAAGCAAUUUGAGAAUAUUUUUUCAGAGGAUUUCCAAUGUACCGGGUUGCGAUUGCGACAUAUAAUUGAUGCCAUGUCCAUGAUAUAUUCAAUAGAAAAAAUAAACAAUUCCACGUUAUUACCAGGGAUUACCCUGGGCUAUGAAAUUUAUGAUUCCUGUUCCAGUGCACUGAAAGCAGUGCAAGCCAUAACGUACCUUAUACCCGAGACUGUUGCUGUGAACAACUCUACCAACUGCAACAGCCACACAGACAUUAUACCUACCAUCAAAGCUGUAAUUGGAGAAGAGUACUCAGAAAUGUCCAUUGCAAUUUCCAGGAUUCUCAACAUCCAUUUAAUUCCACAGAUAAGUCCUUCAUCGUCUGCCGUUGUUCUCAGUGAUAAAGUCAAAUUCCCUUCUUUUCUACGCACCAUCCCUAAUGAUAAUCACCAAACCCUGGCUUUAGCCAAGCUAGUUGGUACAUUUGGAUGGAACUGGGUUGGGAUCAUUUCAACAGAUGAUGAUUACGGGCGCUCUGCUGUUGAACAGUUGAACAUUUUCUUUAAACAAGAAGGAGUAUGUAUUGCUUUCACCAAAAUAAUACCUACAUAUAUUGAUCAUCCAGAUUUGCCAGAUUCAUUAAACAAUAUCAUAAAUGAGCUCACCAACUCCUCUACAGGCUCUACAGCCUCUACAGACGUUGUAAUUGUUAUGGCUAAAACUCAGAUUGUUUCUAAGCUUUUUGAUGAAUGCAUCAAAAUGAAUAUAACUAAAACGUGGAUCGCAAGUGACAUCUGGGCAACAUCAAAUGAAGUGUCAAGUGCUGAAGAAAUUAAAAAAGUUGGAACUAUACUUGGACUUAAUUUCAAAGGAGGCAACGUCCCAGGGUUUGCAGACUAUCUGAAAGAUCUCAAAGUAUCAAAAAAUGGAGAAAUUAACAAGUUCAUUAGAGAGUACAAGAACUUACGAUUUGGGUGCACAGAGGAUUACAUAAAAUAUCUGGAAUGUGUAAAUUCAUCAUCAAAAUACUGUGUGCUUACUGAUUCAAUAGAAAAAAAAUCUCCCUUGGCAUGUAAAGUGAAGGAUGUUUUGGGGGCAAAUGAUGAUUAUUUACUACAGAUUGUUGAAUGGCGAGCAGAAUACAGUACAGCUCUUGCCGUAAAUGCCAUAGCUCAAGCUCUCAAAAACAUUUUGUGCAAAAAAGGCAAAUGUGACAUUGACUGGAAUCUGCCACCAAAUCAGCUACUCAAUGAGCUAAAAACAGGGCAUUAUCAUUUUAAUGAGGAGAAGUUCAACUUUGAUAGCUAUGGUGAUGUGCUAAUAGACUAUGAUAUCAUUUACUGGAAACCUACUGACAACACCAUUGAAUUCCUGACCAUCGGGGCAUAUAAUACUACUGCAGGCAAAGUGAACAUAGAGAGAAAUAAUAUUACAUGGCAUACAAAAGACAACCAGGUGCCAUUUUCGAAUUGCUCAAAAUGCAAGCCUGGUUUUUCCAAAAAACAUUCUGAUAUCGCCUGCUGUUAUAAGUGUAUAGAGUGUACUGAAGGAUACUACACUCCUGAAGCUGACAUGACUGAAUGUUCAAAGUGUCCUAUCUACCAGUGGUCAGAUAACGGAAGUUCUUACUGUACAAACAGGACAACUCAGUAUUUAGAAUGGAAAAACCCAUAUGCUGUAUCACUUAUGAUUUUUGUAGCCAUUGGCAUUGUUGCUGUGUUAUUAAUAGUCAUUCUGUUUAUAAAGCACAGAGACACUCCAGCAGUUAAAGCAGCCGGGGGUAAUUAUACAUAUCUGUUGGUUUCAUCCUUAUUACUUAGCUUGAUGAGUACUAUCUUUUUCAUUGGUCAGCCAAGUAAUAUUUCCUGCCAAAUCAGACAACCUUUUUAUGGUAUCAGUUUUACCCUGUGUGUUUCUGGCAUCCUAAUAAAAUCUUUACGGAUUCUUUUAGCCUUUGAGUCAGGUAAAAGAGGACACAAAGUAGUGUUUUUUCAACCAAUAAUUAUUAUUUCCACAUCGACUUUUCUUCAGAUUUGCAUUUGUGCAAUAUGGCAGGCUGUAAAAUGUCCUUUCUUGAGUGAAAGCUACUCAGUGCCUAAGCUCCAUAUUUUGCAAUGCAAUGAAGGUUCCUAUGUGGCUUUUAGUGUCAUGCUGGGAUAUAUUGGAUUGCUUGCUUUUAUAUGCUUCAUAUUAGCCUACAAAGGAAGGAAGUUGCCUAAGAAAUACAACGAGGCCCGAUGUAUCACCUUCAGCAUGCUCACAUACAUGUUUGUAUGGAUUGCCUUUAUCCCUAUAUAUAUGAAUACCAGUGACAUGUAUGUGUCUGCAGUACAGGUUUUUGCUAUUUUGGCUUCUGUUUAUGGUGUUAUCUUCUGCCACCUUUUGCCUGUAUCAUAUAUUGUACUUUUCAAAGGAAACACCAACAACACAGAAAGGUACAUGAACAGCAUCCGUGCAUUUUGGAUUAAGAAACCAGAAAUCUCACUUCCCCAAAAUAAAGUGUUUUAUACUACACAUUCUAAUUCUAUACUAAGGAAACGCUGCAGGAGUUUUUAAAGAUUCAAAUUAAUGAUAUGGCUCAGUGCAGUGGACCAUUUGGGCCAUUGGCUCUGUUUGCUAAUUGCAUCUCACUUAAUUCUUCAAACCUUCAAACAGUUUGGGGGAAGGGAAUUUGUUGGAAAAGGAUCCUUGGAUCAUGACUCAAAAAUUGCAAAAUGUGCACAUUCGCAAUAAACUUGCAAGGGCUUGCCCUGCUUGACCUGC
This is a messenger RNA of Xenopus tropicalis (tropical clawed frog), 3138 nucleotides long. Its product is annotated as G-protein coupled receptor family C group 6 member A. Bases 256 to 2931 code for a protein of 891 amino acids. Lineage: Eukaryota; Metazoa; Chordata; Amphibia; Anura; Pipidae. The record is from RefSeq and is a predicted model, not a curated record. Gene Ontology annotation, cellular component: membrane; plasma membrane. The transcript is spliced from 6 exons. Gene Ontology annotation, molecular function: G protein-coupled receptor activity. Gene Ontology annotation, biological process: G protein-coupled receptor signaling pathway.